UGUUCAUAAAAAACAUUCAGAUCUGAAUGAACAAAACCCCUUUAUUAAUUUGGAAUAGAAAGAACAACGAAAGCGGUACAUAAUUUGCAAAUAAGAAACUCCUACAAUAUUUUUGGCACAGAGAAUAAAAAUAUUAGUUUUCUGACCACUUUUAUGAAUGAUAAUGUUUAGUAAUAAACAUUUUCUGUACUAAACUAAAGCCCUACCUAUUUGGUGGUCAAAAAUAAACACAAUGCUAAAACUGAGUGACUUUCAAACUGUUUGUCCCGACAGUUUGAGUGCAACUAUUGGUUAUCAAAUUUACACCGAUUUAAAAAAUGAUCCCCAAAACGUGGACCUAGAGCCAAGCUAUGAUAAAAGCCUCAAACUCUUUUGUUUGAAACAAGAAAACCGGGUUUACAUACCUGUAUUACACACAAAACUAAUAAAUUUUAGACAGUUGCAACAAUUUAAAGAAAAAUGUGGCAGCAAUGCCAAUAUAUUCCUAGCCAUAAUUGACAAUACCGCAAAUAUAUUAUACUAUGAGCUGAAUCAAGGAUUUUGUGAAAAGCCAAAAUAAAUAAAAGUCCAUUUUAUUAA
Drosophila bipectinata is the source of this 579-nucleotide messenger RNA. RefSeq names its product tRNA splicing endonuclease subunit 15 (gene Tsen15). The record is from RefSeq and is a predicted model, not a curated record. NCBI's taxonomy places the organism in Eukaryota, Metazoa, Arthropoda, Insecta, Diptera, Drosophilidae. Gene Ontology annotation, molecular function: nucleic acid binding. Gene Ontology annotation, biological process: tRNA splicing, via endonucleolytic cleavage and ligation.